This is a messenger RNA of Perkinsus marinus ATCC 50983, 156 nucleotides long. RefSeq lists its product as hypothetical. The transcript is spliced from 2 exons. Bases 1 to 156 code for a protein of 51 amino acids. NCBI's taxonomy places the organism in Eukaryota, Perkinsozoa, Perkinsida, Perkinsidae. The record is from RefSeq and is a predicted model, not a curated record.
AUGAGCGACACACAGCAAAGGACUAUGAAGAAGAGGACUGCGAGGUUACUCAGAGCUACGAGACCGAAACGAACCGAGAACUACCAGUUUAGGUGUCACCAUCAGACUGACAUGCACUCCAUAGAGAGGGACAAUAGACACUAUAGGAAUUACUAA